Molecule: messenger RNA, 1032 nt
Organism: Morus notabilis
Lineage: Eukaryota; Viridiplantae; Streptophyta; Magnoliopsida; Rosales; Moraceae
Product: axial regulator YABBY 1
Exons: 7
Coding region: 342-1019 (225 amino acids)
Biological process (GO): polarity specification of adaxial/abaxial axis; cell fate commitment; abaxial cell fate specification
Cellular component (GO): nucleus
Source: RefSeq, a predicted model, not a curated record
UAUCACAUUAUUAUUUUCCUCACCCAAUUUCCUCCAUAUAAUAUUUAAUCCCAUCUUCCUCACUAUAAUAACCCUGAGAGAGCUAUAGCUCAGCAACCAAGAAGAUCACACAUAUCAGAUCCAGAAGAGGUUUUUUUAUUUUUUUCAUGUGUCCAUCAUCAAAAUCCCACUGAUCAGUCAAUCCCAUCAGUCAAAUCAAAUCAAACACCCACAAAGAGAGAGAAAGAGAAUAAGCGUUAGAGAGAGAGAGAGAGAGAGAGAGAGAAAGACAGUGAAGCGAGAAAAGAGGGGUAGAAAAUAGAAGUCAAUCAGCAGAUCCAAAAAAGAAAGAAAUAAGAAAAAUGUCCGCCUCGUCCGCUGCCUUUUCACCGGACCACCUUUCUCCCUCCGACCAGCUCUGCUACGUCCAUUGCAACUUCUGCGACACUGUCCUCGCGGUUAGUGUUCCUUCAGGUAGUUUGUUCAAGACCGUCACGGUUCGAUGCGGUCAUUGCACGAAUCUUCUCUCCGUGAACAUGCGAGGCUUGCUUCUUCCUUCUGCGUCUAACCAGCUUCAUCAGUACUUCGGACAUUCUUUAUUCUCUCCGCAACAAUAUCUUCUGGAGGAUAUGAUGAUGCGAAGCCCGCCGGCGUCGAAUGCGAUGGUGAAUCAUCAGCCAAACCCUAAUCAUGAUUUGGUCAUUCCAAGCCGUAGAAGAGCAGCUGAGCAGGAGAUCCCUAAGCCUCCUGUUGUUAAUAGACCUCCGGAGAAGAGACAGAGAGUACCAUCUGCUUACAAUCGCUUCAUCAAGGACGAGAUCCAACGUAUCAAAGCUGGAAAUCCUGAUAUAAGCCACAGAGAGGCCUUUAGUGCUGCUGCAAAGAAUUGGGCCCAUUUUCCUCACAUCCACCUCGGACUAAUGCCUGAUCAACCCGUGAAGAAAGCUAAUCUACGCCAACCGGAAGCAGACAACAUGCUUAUGAAAGAUGGAUUUUUCAGCACUACUCCUGCUGCCAAUGUGGGCGUCUCUCCCUACUAAUAGCUAAAGGGUU